Molecule: messenger RNA, 2091 nt
Organism: Fundulus heteroclitus (mummichog)
Lineage: Eukaryota; Metazoa; Chordata; Actinopteri; Cyprinodontiformes; Fundulidae
Product: leishmanolysin-like peptidase 2
Exons: 14
Coding region: 1-1944 (647 amino acids)
Biological process (GO): proteolysis; cell adhesion
Cellular component (GO): membrane; cytoplasm
Molecular function (GO): metalloendopeptidase activity
Source: RefSeq, a predicted model, not a curated record
AUGCCAUCUUUUGCUCCACCUCAGAGGACCGGGGUACGGCUGCUGCUGCUGCUGCUGGUAACAGUGCUGGCGGCUGAGCUGCCCUCAGUCCAGCACCGGUGUGUCUUUGAUGAGGUCCAGGCUCAGGUCAGAGUGGUCAGAGCGCCGCCCACACAGCCCAGAGCCAGAGCCUUGACCGGGCACAGGCACCAGCUCAGCCCCGGCCAUCAGACCAGACAUGAAGUCAACAGGAGGAGCCCUCUGGAGAACGUAGGCCAACCUCCCUCCAGCCAUUUUCAGCCCAUCAGGAUAAAAACCUGGACUGCAAGAGAAAGUUACAACCUGCCUGCAGCGGAGAGCGAGAGGCUGGAGAAAGCUGUGGAUGAGGCCGUGAGGCUGGUGUCCUCUUUGCUCUCAGUGAACAGAACCGGAGGGCCGUUGCUGCUGAGCCGAGACGUCAACAAAUACUGCAAGUCUGUCUGGAGGAACUCGAGCUCGCUGAACUACAACAGAUGUGGAAGAGCCAACAAAAACUACAGAGCUGAAACUUGUCUUGAUGUCACAAUCCCAGAUGACCACCUGUCUGGAUGUUACAUUUACCCAGCGGCCGAUUCUCCUCACAGGACCGUCGUCAGACCGGAAGGAGCCGGACUUCCUGACACCGACUUCCUGGUUUACCUCCACGUAGAAGCCACAGACAAAUGCAGGGCGGAGUCCAACACCUUAGCUUACGCCGCCCACUGCCAGACCGACAGCUGGGGACGACCCGUGGCCGGGGUGGUGGUCCUCUGCAGGGACAGGCUGGCUGGAGCUGCAUACAGCCACCAGACUACAGUGCAGACUGUGGUCCACGAGAUGUUCCAUGCGCUCGGCUUCUCUAAAGAUCUCUUCAGCUCCUGGCGGGAAUGCUCACCUUCUAAUCAAGGCGCUUCGUGUUCUCGCAGAAAUAAAGCGAUCCACUCCGACGGGUCAGGCCAGAUGAGGAUUCACACUCCGGCCAUCAUCUCGGCCCUGCGGAGACACUUGGUGUCCACUGAUCCGGAGCUGGGAGGGCCGCUGGAGAACCUGGGUUUACCUGCAGGCAAGGUCUCCUCUCACUGGGAGUCCCGGGUGCUGCAGGGGUCCAUCAUGGCGGCGGCGCUGGGGGACCCGACCACAGUCCGGAUCGACCCGGUCACGUUAGCAGCGCUCCAGGACACAGGAUGGUACUCUGUGGACCUGAGCCGGGCUCAGAGUCUGGUCUGGGGAGCCGGGGAAGGAGCCACAUUUGGCUCUGUGUCGACCUGCAAAGACGAGUCCUCGUCCUUUUUCUGCACUGGAAGUGGAGUUGGAUGUCACUUUCUUCACCUCCACAAGGGGGAGUGUCAGACUGAUCAGUACCUGGAGGGGUGUCGGGUCUACAAACCCCUGGAGAAUGGAAGUGAAUGUUGGAAGGAAGAAAACAUCAAAUGGUGCCCUGCAGAGAACUGGAGCGGAGAGGUUUUUGGCCCUGAUAGCCGUUGCUUUUUAUCCAGCCUGGUCAGAAAGGGAAGUGUUGCUCAGAGCCGCAGCUCUGCUGAGGGUCGCUGUUACAGGCACAGAUGUUCUGGACUGAACCGGUACCAGGUCCAGCUCUCUGGCUCUCAGUGGGUGGACUGUCCAGCAGGGGGCGCCGUUCAGAUUGAAGGAUACUGGGGGGAGGUGUUUUGCCCAGACAGACGGUUGUGUGUGUACCCUGACGUUGCUCCUCCUCCAGGAGACAGAAACCCAUCCUCUGGUCGCAGCACAUGCGACCCUGAUGGGACAAUCACUUCAGCCCACAGCGUCCCCUGGUCUCUCGGAUCAGCUACGCAGGCCGUAUCCAUCUGCUUCAGUGCUGCUGUGUGCUGCUGCUGCUUGGUCGCUCUGCUGGUUUCGUACUGGAAGUGUCGGACCCGUGUGGCCAGGAGCAACACCGUGGCCCCAGAGGAUCAUGGUCAUCUGUAGAAAACCUGUCUCUGAAAAAAGCAACUGUAACGCUAAAGCUGUAGAUAUUUUCAAACAGGAAUGAAUGAUUGUAGUAGUUUAUUUCCCGCCUCACAGCCGGUGACUGAAAGCUCAGUGAAAACCAUGUCAACCUGAUCUAAUUAAUUU